AUGAGCAAAAUACCCUUGGAAAAUCCAAUACCUCCUGUCGAGGAGUAUGAAAUUAUCUGCGAACCACAUGUUGUUGGUACGAGGAAGAUGGAGUACAAGGGCCAUCAGUGGCACGAACACUGCUUCUGCCCUGCGUCCAUGCAAGCAGCGAUAGGCACUCGCAGCUUCAUACCGAAGGAUAACGAGAUCUACUGCGCCACCUGCUACGAAGAGAAGUUCGCCACGCGCUGCGUCAAGUGCACGAAGAUCAUCACGAGCGGCGGCGUGACGUACAAGAGCGAGCCGUGGCACCGCGAGUGCUUCAUGUGCACGAACUGCAACGCGCUGCUCGCCGGCCAGCGCUUCACGUCUCGCGACGACCGGCCGUACUGCGCGACCUGCUUCACCGACCUGUUUGCGAAACGCUGCGACGCCUGCUCGAAGCCGAUCAUAGGCAUGGGCGGCACCAAGUUCAUCUCGUUCGAGGAGCGUCACUGGCACAACGAGUGCUUCCUGUGCGUCACCUGCAAGACUUCACUUGUCGGCAAGGGCUUCAUCACCGACGGGCUGGACGUGCUGUGUCCAGACUGCGCCAAGACUAAGCUGCAGUCCCAGAUACACGCCUAGGAGGAGGAGGAGGCAGAAGAAGAGGAGGAGGAGGAGGAGGAGGAGGAUGAGGAGGUGGUAGUUUAGACGUGCUGUGUCCAGACUGCGCCAAGACUAAGCUGCAGUCCCAGAUACACGCCUAGGAGGAGG
Priapulus caudatus is the source of this 735-nucleotide messenger RNA. Its product is annotated as four and a half LIM domains protein 2-like. Lineage: Eukaryota; Metazoa; Priapulida; Priapulimorpha; Priapulimorphida; Priapulidae. Gene Ontology annotation, molecular function: transcription coregulator activity. Gene Ontology annotation, cellular component: nucleus; Z disc. The record is from RefSeq and is a predicted model, not a curated record.